Molecule: messenger RNA, 651 nt
Organism: Canariomyces notabilis
Lineage: Eukaryota; Fungi; Ascomycota; Sordariomycetes; Sordariales; Chaetomiaceae
Exons: 1
Coding region: 1-651 (216 amino acids)
Biological process (GO): late endosome to vacuole transport via multivesicular body sorting pathway; vesicle budding from membrane
Cellular component (GO): multivesicular body
Source: RefSeq, a predicted model, not a curated record
AUGAACCGGCUGUUCGGCACCAGCGCGCCCAAACCGCCCAAAGCAACGCUCAACUCGGCCAUCUCCAACAUCGACUCGCGCAUCUCCUCCAUCGACGUCAAGCUCGCGUCCAUCAACGCCGAACUCUCGGGGUACCAAGCCAAGCUGGCCAAGAUGCGCGACGGACCGGGCAAGACGGCGCUGAAGCAAAAGGCGCUCAAAGUGCUGCAGCGGCGCAAGCAGUACGAGGCGCAGCGCGACCAGCUGCAGGCCCAGGUGUGGAACAUGGAGCAGGCGCAGACGAUGCAGGACAACCUCAAAAACACAAUGGUCACCAUCGACGCGCUCAAGAGCACCAACAAGGCCCUGAAAAAGGAGUACGGCAAGGUCGACAUUGACAAGAUCGAGCGCCUGCAGGACGAGAUGGCCGACCUGCUCGACGUCGGCAACGAGAUCCAGGAGAGCCUGGCCCGGAGCUACGACGUGCCGGAUGAUGUCGACGAGGCGGAGCUGGAUGCCGAGCUCGAGGCGCUCGGCCAGGAGGUGGAGCUGGAGAGGGAACUGGGGCUCGGGACCGAGGGCCAGUUGCCGAGUUUUAUGCAGGACGAGGUGCCGGAGUUCAUUGACGAGCCGCCGGCGGCUGCGGGGAAAGUGAAGGAGGCUGCGGGCUGA